UUUAAUCAUUUUAUGGUGUGUACUAAAAAAAUGUAGCAUUAUUUAAAUUUGAAAAACAGCUAUCUAAGUGUGGAGAUGCGGCUGCUCUGCCGCCACCAGCGACGGCGACUAUAUUCGAGUUCUAUAAACACGGCGGCGGAGUCUUGCUCUCCCCUCCAACUCUACACCCGCAUCGACUCUUUUUCCAUCCUCUCCGCCCUCAAAUCCUCCACCAGCCUCCCCCACACCCGCCACCUCCACGCCCACCUCCUCAAACUUGGCUUCUCCGCCCACCUCCACGUCGCCACCUGCCUCCUCUCCCUCUACGCCCCCGCCCAAUUCUCCGACGCCCGCCUUAUGUUCGACGAAAUGCCCCAACGCAGCCCCGUCACUUGGAACAUCAUGAUCACCGCCCACUCACGCCGCGCCCAAAUCAGAGCCGCCCGCCACAUGUUCGACGAAAUGCCCCAACGAAACCAAUCCUCCUAUUCCUCCAUGAUCGCCGCCUACAUCCACAACUCCCUCCUCCACGACGGCCUCUCCCUCUUCCGCCUCAUGACGACCACCGCCGUCACCGCCUUCGCCCCUGACGAGCUAACCCUCGGCCCGAUCCUCUCCGCCUGCGGCCGUCUCUGCUCCGUCGGAUUGCCCUUAGGCAAAUCCACCCACACAUUCAUUAUAAAAAACAAAUGGCACCUCAACGCCGAGCUCGGCGCCUCGUUGGUCGACAUGUACGCGAAAUGCGGUGCCCUGACGAGCGCCGCGACCGUAUUCGCCGCGAUGAGGGACGCCAACCGCAACGUGGUCUCGUGGACGUCCCUCAUCUGCGGCGCCGCGCAGCACGGGCGCGGCCAGGACGCCCUGGCCGUGUUCGAGCAGAUGAGGGAAUCCGGGGUCGAGCCGAACGACGUGACGUUCACAGGCGUCCUGACUGCGUGCGUGCGGGCCGGGAUGGUCGACGAGGGCCGGAGGUGUUUUAGGAUGAUCAGACGGCCGAAAAUUCAGCACUACGGAUGCAUGGUGGAUCUGUAUGGCAAGAAAGGGCUUUUGCAAGAGGCGUACGAGGUGAUCGAAACGAUGCCGUACGAGGCGAACGCGGUCGUUUGGGGCUCGUUUUUGUCGUCGUGUAUGUUGCAUAAGGAGAUGGGAGUGGUUGAUAGAGUGGUGGAUAAGGUGAUGAGUGUGAUAAGGCCGGAUAAGGAUGGAGGGGUUUACUCACUUUUAUCUCAGUUGUAUUUGUUAAGUGGGAGAGUGAGUGAAGCGGAAGGGAUAAGGAGGUUGAUGGUUGCACAAAAUGUGAGGAAGAUUAGGGCUUCUAGCUUCAUUAAUUAACCACUUUUUUUUUACAAAAUAUCUGUCACUAUCUUCAUAUUGUCAUGUACAAUAUCUUUGUUUUUUUAUAA
Messenger RNA from Salvia splendens (bonfire salvia), 1382 nucleotides. RefSeq names its product pentatricopeptide repeat-containing protein At5g56310. The transcript has a single exon. Gene Ontology annotation, molecular function: protein binding; RNA binding. Gene Ontology annotation, biological process: RNA modification. NCBI's taxonomy places the organism in Eukaryota, Viridiplantae, Streptophyta, Magnoliopsida, Lamiales, Lamiaceae. The coding region runs from base 76 to 1311 and encodes 411 amino acids. The record is from RefSeq and is a predicted model, not a curated record.